Messenger RNA from Daphnia carinata, 2541 nucleotides. Its product is annotated as neuropilin-1-like. NCBI's taxonomy places the organism in Eukaryota, Metazoa, Arthropoda, Branchiopoda, Diplostraca, Daphniidae. The coding region runs from base 261 to 2141 and encodes 626 amino acids. The transcript has 9 exons. The record is from RefSeq and is a predicted model, not a curated record.
GGACACGCGACUACCUUUUGUUGUUGUGUGGUUGUUGUUUCGAAAGAUCUUACAUUAAAGUGGGCUUAUUUCAUCACAGAUUUCGUUUUGAAAAAAACAACAAAAACAACCGCAGAUCGCUGUGUCAUCCACCAUUUACGCAAUUCGCUGUGUCACUCUUUCUCCAAAAUUUCAAAACAUUUUGAAAAACAACAAAACAAAAAGUGUUGAGACACUGUCAUGAGUGAUAUUAUCCAACAAGAGCUCGUGCGGCGAAACGAAUGAUGGACCCUGCUGCUGCACGGACGUGUCAUUUUGAUUAUGCAUCGUCAACGAUGAUGGAAUCGACACAACUGGACAAACAGACGAAACUAAGCACUCCCAGAAGAAGAAGAAGCGGCUGGGUUGAUCCAGCCAGACGCAGCGGGAGUCCAAUGUCCCGUGCCGGCGAAUGCUUGACGAAGAAUUGCAGCCGAUCGUUUCAUCUCACUCUCGAAAAGUCUUCCCUUGUUGUCAGCUUCCUCCUCUUCGUCCAGCUGACCUCAUCGGUUCAUCUCGCCACAGGCAAGUCUGCAGACACGGCAUCGACGACGGAAUGCCCCCGUUUGCUGGGAAUGAGCUCCGGAUCGAUCCAAGAUUGGCAAAUUGCAUCCAGUUCCCAAUGGACGGGCGUGGGCGAUCUGACAGAGUUUGCAAGUAGCACCGGCAGCCAGUCAGUAGGCGGCGCAGUUGGCAUGUACAACAAUCAAGGUGGUUCGUGCCAGCCCAAGUACGCGCGGCUCUAUCAGAGCGGCAGCAAAGCCUGGUGCGCUAAACAUCGCUCCGUCGGCGAGUGGAUUCUGGUGGACUUGGGCGUCAUCUCUCAGGUCACGGGGCUGAUGACGCAGGGACGGGAGGAAGCCGAUGAAUGGGUUAGCGCCUACAGCAUCUCCUAUAGCGUUGACGCGUUCAAGUGGAGCUACGUCGUCGACGCCAAUGGAAAUCGACGUGUUUAUCGCGGCAACGUCGACGCUUCCAGCGUCCGAUACAACCUGCUCGAUCCGCCACUUCAAACACGUUUCGUGCGGCUGCACGUCAUCGAGUGGAGAGGUCGGCCCAGUCUGCGCUUAGAAAUCGUCGGUUGCCAAGAAUGUAACCAAGUGAUUACGGAAUCACCCAACAUCAAGUUGACUUCCAGUUCCGUUCCGACGGCCGCCAAGAAGCACAGCUGCCAGCCAGAAUCGGCUCACCUAUUCAGCCAUACGGGCUGGUGCGCCAAGAAACACGACGCGGACCAGUGGAUCCAAUACGACUUGGGACCACCGAGACAGAUUACGGGCGUCGUGACACGCGGACACGGCGGAUGGGAGAACAAGCAACGUCACCACGUCUCCUGGGUCACUUCGUAUACGCUGUCCUACAGCAAUGACACGCUCUUGUGGUUCUCCUAUCGAGACGGCAACCACCUGGAUCCGAAGAUCUUUGGUGGCAACAUGGAUGCUGAAACAGAAAGAAGGCACUACCUGAAUCACCCGUUCAGCGCCCGCUACGUCCGCCUUCAUCCGUUGACUUGGCGCCACGGUAUCGGCAUGCGAGCCGCACUGCUCGGCUGCCCCCAAAAAGCGGGCGGCGAUUGCGGGCCGGGAUUUUUCCACGUCAACGCCGUCUCCGGAUGCAUGGAGAACUUGGCCUAUCAUCACAAUACGUGGCUCAACGACAAGCGCCAUCUGUGGAAAGAUUGGAAGUACGGAAGGGCUUCGCUGGCGGUGGAUGGCGACUCGGAUGCGACCCUACACCGCUGCGCCAUCCUCGACAACUACUUUGUGGAGAAUCCCGUCUGGAUGGUGGACCUGGGCAAGAAACAUAAUAUCAACGGUGUUGUUAUUGCCACUUGGCAGGGUAAAGGUCAAGACAAGACGGCCACUUACCGUGACUACCAGACCAAUUUGGAGAAACUUACCGUCUACGUGUCCAAUAAGCCUCGUUUGGAGACGGCCGAUUUGCUGGCCGAAGGGUCUUGCGGCCAGGUCACUCGAGCUAAUGACACCCUCUUCCAGCCGCGCAUCCACAUCCAGUGCCAAGAUGAUCUAAGGGGCCGCUACCUGUACAUCCGCGCUUCGGCCGUGGCCAACCGCAAGGCCCGGCUCUUUUUCUCUGUUCUCUGCGAAGUUAUGGUUUACUAAAUCACAACAAUAAUAAUUACAAAAAAAAAAAAAAAAAAAAAAAAAAAAAAAAAAUCUCUCAAAACGCUUUGUUAUCCUUCUUCUGCUGCUGCGCCCUCUCGUUCUAUCUUGACUAUAUUCCCAUCAAAAAAUUAUCAGCUAUAUCUCUUUUCUUUUUUUCCCGAUGAACAAAUAAGGCUUCCGGGUUUUUCUUCGGCGUUCCAUUGGUGUGUAAAUAUACCUCACCCCAAAGAAAGAAAAAGAAAAAACAUCAAACAUUCGUUAAAUAAGGAAAAAGGGGUUUUUUUCAAAACAACGUGCGCUUCAUGUUAUUUCGUAGAAAUCUUCUCUUGAUUAAUUCCCAUUAUCCAUGUUCUACGUAUAGCGGAAUGUGUGUAAAUACAUCGUUGAUGACGUUGAA